This is a messenger RNA of Diprion similis, 771 nucleotides long. Its product is annotated as sialin-like. Gene Ontology annotation, biological process: monoatomic anion transport. Lineage: Eukaryota; Metazoa; Arthropoda; Insecta; Hymenoptera; Diprionidae. Gene Ontology annotation, cellular component: plasma membrane. The coding region runs from base 76 to 666 and encodes 196 amino acids. The record is from RefSeq and is a predicted model, not a curated record. Gene Ontology annotation, molecular function: transmembrane transporter activity. The transcript is spliced from 4 exons.
UUAAAUUUACUUGAGAGGUAUAGCUAUAAUAUGUUUCAGUUAUGGGCCAAAAAUUGUGUUCAUCAGUGAUAUAAAAUGGUGAUUCGAUACGCAAUUGCAAUAAUGAUCCUUUUGGCAAAAUGUAGCAUUUAUAUGUUGAGGGCUCAGAUGAGCUUUGCUAUUUUGACGAUGGUGCCAAGAAAUAGAGUGCUUAUUCAAACUGACGACGAGUGCUUUCAAAAUGCUACAUCAAUGAAGAUUUCUGAAAAUCACCAUAAUCAUCAUUCGCCCAUUCGUAAUUGGUCUGAACUUAGCAUGUGUGGAGUUCUAGCUGCUUACUAUGCUGGUUUCUACAGCACUGAACUUUUUGGAUCGUAUGUUGCCACUUUUAGCCCAAAAAGCGUAAUUUCUUGGUUAAUAUUGUUACCCAGCAUUGCAAAUACACUAAUCCCGCUUUUUCUUCGAUUUGGAAAAUGGACAAUAUUUUUCAUGAGAGUUUUCAUUGGUAUUUGCGCAGGGCUCAAUCAGGAGUCAUUUGCAAUAUUGACGCUGAAAUGGGCUUCGCCGGAUGAUAGAGUAUUAUUUUCUGGAAGUUUAUAUGAAUAUUGUGGAGUGGUUCUUUACUGCAUAAAAGGAUCCAAUUCGGAACUACAGGAGGAAUACUUGGGACAAUCUGCGGUUGGAUAGGAACAGCUUAUCUGGGCGAAGAACUAGGAUGGGAUAUUCCAUUUUACGCAAUUGGUGCAGUUGGAAUCAUAUUAACACCAUUUUGGUGUUUGUUAGUCACAGAUU